GCCAGGACCCACUCCAACUGCUGAAAACCCUUCAGCUUCUCUGGACAAAGCAUGAGCUGGGGAAGCUCAAGGAAGAAAUCAGGCGGGGCUUUGCCAGACUGGAGGACCCUUUGGCAGGACUCCUGGCCAUGCUGGAGAGCAGCAGCGAUUGGAAGGGGAAAGGGCAUUCCCUGGGGUAUUGCAUCACCAAAGAGCUUCAGCUUUGGAUAAAAGAGCAUCCUGCUGUCUCACAGUCUGGCACCAAGCUGAAGAAGCUGCAGGCCCGUGUGCUCGGAUUGCUCUCUCAGUGCCCGGCUAAUCUGCUUGACCCCCUGAUUAGCAUUUACCAGCUCCACACAGCGGACCGGAACUAUUUGCUUGAACAUGUCAGUCAUCUUUAUCUCCAGGGCAAUUACAAAGAGGCAGCCAUACUGAGUAUUAAGCUGAAAUUACAGCCAGAUCAAGAUGUGGAGAAGAUGUGUACCCCACUACUGCUCCAGGAUAAAGCUAAUUUGGUGGAAGAUUAYGUGGCAGAAUAUCCCGAGCUCCAGAGCAAGCUGUUGCAGACCCUGGACACCUGGUGUGACCCCUGCUUCAAUAUCAAAGACAUCACAAGACCAUAUCAAGGCAUGUCCAGGUACCAACCAGAAAAAUUUAACCGCAGAGUGCUCAGCAAACUUGUCUUCAGGCUCCUGGAGAGAUUCAACGUAGACCCAGCUCUCUGCCCUAAUGUCAUAAAUCAGCGGCACUUGAGAACCCUGAAUUACCUCUUUUACAAGAGAUUUGUGGAGAAAACCAUGACUGAGGAGAAUUGGGCAGAUCACAUUCAGAGCACGGYUGGGGAGAACCGCUGGCUUCAAGGGCACCUGGUGCAGUCUCUGCUCCGUCACUGCGGCACGCGUGGGGCGGCGCGAUGGGCGCAACGCUUCCGGGUGCCCCCCGAGAUGCUGCCUUGGACCGUGGCUGAGGAGCUCCAAAAGCUGCACAUCCAGGACAGGGUAAAAGAGGUCACAAAAGCAGAUAGUUCUGAGGACAGUAAGAAGAAGGACUAUUACCAGCUUCCUAUUCCACGGGAAAAUAUUCACUUUCUGCAGACAUGGGAGGAGACGCUGCAGUGCUGGGAGAAGGUGCUGCAGCCUGGGCAGRUCGUUGGCAUGGACAUGGAGUGGAAGCCUUCCUUUGGCAUGGUGGGGAAGCCUCGUGUCGCCCUCCUGCAGCUUGCACUGAAGGAUGAGGUUUUCCUGCUGGACCUGCCACGGCUCCUUGAGCAAACUGAGGCCGAGGGGGAGAGGGAGAAGCUUCCCCRUUUCAUCCAGAGGCUCUAUUCAGAUGCAACCAUCACUAAACUAGGUUAUGGGAUGUCUGGAGACCUCAGCAGCCUUGCAGUCACAUGUUCUGCUCUGAAAGACACAGAGAAGCGAAUGCAAAGUGUGGUGGAUCUACUUGCAGUGGACAAACAACUGCAGUGGAGGAAGGAUGGCCGGAAGGUCGAUGAACCGUCCCCGGAGCACAGCCAUGAGGAGAGAGGGGUCAGGCAGCCGGAGAAAGGACUCAGCCUSCUGGUGCAACAUGUGCUGGGCAAGCCUCUGGAUAAGACAGAGCAGCUGUCAAACUGGGAGAAACGGCCACUGCGGGAGGAGCAGAUCCUCUAUGCAGCCUCAGAUGCCUACUGCUUGCUGGAGAUCUACGAGAGGCUCUGCAAGGACCCCGAGAGCUUCGGGCUGGGUUCAGACCUGACAGAAAGCCUGGUGGGAAAACAGAGCAAAAAGCCCAGAGCAAAGGAGCAGCUGAAUAAACAAGAAGCACCAUCACCUUCUGCACAGGAAUGCCAAGGACCCAAAACAGAGCCCUCGUGUCCCCGUGCCCCUAUCUCCCCCCAGGAGUUCAGCGUGGUCUGUGACAACAUGCUGCAGGGCCUGGGCCGCUACCUGCGCUGCCUAGGGGUGGAUGUCCGGCUGCUGGACAACCAGGAUGACCACAGGAAAGCUGCUGAGAUUGCCCGACAGGAAGGAAGAGUCAUUUUGACUUCUGGACUGCCAUAUCASACUGUGAGUGUUCCGAGCUGCUGGUUUGUUUCUGGCACUGAUCAUUGCAGGGUCUGUGGUGUGCAGGGGAGAGAAGAGGAAAAGUCAGAUGUGAAUGCAACAGCUGGCUUGGCUUUUUCAUGUUUUCUGCACUAA
Molecule: messenger RNA, 2159 nt
Organism: Malurus melanocephalus (red-backed fairy wren)
Lineage: Eukaryota; Metazoa; Chordata; Aves; Passeriformes; Maluridae
Gene: EXD3
Product: exonuclease 3'-5' domain containing 3
Exons: 16
Biological process (GO): nucleobase-containing compound metabolic process
Molecular function (GO): 3'-5' exonuclease activity; nucleic acid binding
Source: RefSeq, a predicted model, not a curated record